GUCGGUGACAGUCACGAUUGGCGGCUUGGCGCCUAUUACUCCUGAUGGGAUGGGAUGUUGAGUCCUUGCCAGUUCCUGAUAUAUCUAUACACAACCACUACUCGAGUACACGCUCAAUGUCUCGUCCCCUUCCAGCAACUUCAAUCAUGUCUCGGACCCAAGAAGUCGGUUUUAAACAUUAUUAUUACCCGCACGGAAACAAUUCCUUCCAGGCGAAUAGAACAUACACAUACAGAUGCAUGAACACCUCCAAGAUUCCCGACACCGAUCGCGAAAGGCUCCAAACGGAUCUUUCGCAGAACUGCACCUGGAUUGCCGAUAUCGGUCUGAAGCAGACCCUCCUGCCCGAUCCCAUAGAGAUCUGGUGGAAUCUUCUUCCUCUCGAGACGUUCAAUAGCAGCGCCGAGGUCUGCCUUGAGCCGCCGAGAAUCGGUAGCAGCAUUGAGGCCCUCAACAACACAAGUGGUGGUCCGAACAUCCUGUACGAUGCUGCCAAAGCGUGCGAGCCAUACGUUUGCUCGGUUCUCAUCGGCGCGAGCGGAAACCCCGACAUUAGCGGUGUUGGUAUGGUCAUCGCGUACGUGUUUGAGCUCAUCUUUGUAACUCUAUGUUUUGCCUCCUUUCUUCCUUUCCCACAAUCCCCAAACUCCAAGAUUGGGGCCAUAUGGCGGGCACACGCUUCCGCGACAAUCAAGAUAAUGGACACCUUCCUCGACGCAGCCACUUUCUUUGCGCUCUCGGUCACCAUUGCCACGUUCGGCUAUCUCAGCCGGGAUCUCACCAUAUACGAGCGGAACAUGCUGCACCACGUCUCAUUGUUGACGAUGGGCAGCCUGUACGUGGUGCUAGGCUUCACGUACAAGACUCUGCGGCGACGGAAGCUCCGUUGCGGGCUUGUGACGCUCACCGCGCUGAUGACGUCGAUCAUGUGUCUGGUCGAGUUCUACCAAAGAUCUAUCGAGCGGCCAUACACUUUUGCCAUAUGUAGAGCCGUCGAUACGUUCUUUUUCAGACCGCAGAUCGUCAUCCCGGCGAGCGUGGUUAUCAUAUUCGAGGGCAUCGGAGUACUGGCUUCGGUGGCCACCUUCUUCGCCCGCAGGAGGGGGCGGAAUGUGUCUGUGGAGAUUGGCAUCCCGCAGAUUUCAAACUGGGUGCUCGUCGGGUGGACGUACCUGAAGCGCACGGGACUUUUCGCACAGAAGCCAUUCACCGUGAGCGAGCAUCUUGACCACCUUCGGAGAGCGCCCGGCAUGACGCCCGGUCUGUGGGCCGUCGCGUCCUUCGGCCUGCUGGUUUCGUGGUCCUCGGCCAUAGUGAUAUUCUGUGCCCGGGGCGAGUUUCAGAUGGCGGCCGGGGACUACUAUGAGGAGAAUGAGAUGGGGUAUGGACAGAUAUUGGCGGCACUCAUCUGGUUGCCGGUUCUUGUCGAGUAUGCUUAUUUUGCAUUGUAUGGCUCGUCGGCGGGCUGGGAAGGGAGAUUGCCGUGGAACCUUGAUGUUCUCGAGCGGGGUCAGGGUUUUCAAGAUGAUGAGGAUUCCAUGCUCAGUGAGGAGCUGAGAGACCACCAUCACCAAUAAAAGCUUGUUGCAUCAGGUACCUACCUAUGUGGUGCUAAAAUUGACGAAGAAACGCCGCACGAGUGACAGAAGAAUGUACAUGCACGGAACAAUGCAAUAUUCACGAGUGAGAGAAGGAACUUGUGAUGAACCGAGAAAGUGGAAGAGAGAGCAACAGAUAUGAACUCCUCGCGCUCAUGGUGGUGUGUGAGUCGAUGGAAUACGGAGCGGCAGGUUUGAUUGGCGGGCUUCUUUCUUUCCUAUGUUCCUCUUAGUCGAAUCACAUUUGUCGGCAGUCGGGGUUUCUGAGUCGCUGUAACCACUCCGGCUUGUACAUACCAGUCGCAGACAGUAAAACCGGACUACCUAGAGUGCCAGAUAGAUUAUAGGCUAUCAAUGGAGAAACCAAAAACAAUAACUACAAGCAAAG
Tricharina praecox is the source of this 1986-nucleotide messenger RNA. RefSeq lists its product as uncharacterized. The coding region runs from base 45 to 1577 and encodes 510 amino acids. The transcript is spliced from 3 exons. The record is from RefSeq and is a predicted model, not a curated record. NCBI's taxonomy places the organism in Eukaryota, Fungi, Ascomycota, Pezizomycetes, Pezizales, Pyronemataceae.